Molecule: messenger RNA, 2562 nt
Organism: Bombus impatiens (common eastern bumble bee)
Lineage: Eukaryota; Metazoa; Arthropoda; Insecta; Hymenoptera; Apidae
Gene: Gprk1
Product: G protein-coupled receptor kinase 1
Exons: 15
Coding region: 499-2562 (687 amino acids)
Biological process (GO): G protein-coupled receptor signaling pathway; regulation of signal transduction; protein phosphorylation
Molecular function (GO): ATP binding; G protein-coupled receptor binding; G protein-coupled receptor kinase activity
Source: RefSeq, a predicted model, not a curated record
GGGCUCGAGGCUUCGUAGCUCUCUAGCUGUCAGUCGGUAAGCAGUAGCUUCCCUACGACUUUGUCCAUGCCCAUUGUCGUGAAUGACCGUGUAUAAAACCGCGUCUCGGUUGCACGUUUCCCGAUCGUUUUCGUCAACUAAAAAGCACUCACAAUGAGCAGUUGGAAGAUCGACUCUGUCUCGCCCGCGUGAAUGGUAAACAAGUUGCGCGGGUGAUUGUGUUGUGUUCGAAGGGAGUGUCGUUAACCUCGAGCGGAGAGAGCUCGUCGAAUUAGUGGUUCCCUCGGUAGAAAUCGCGCGUAGAUACCCGACGGAGCUGUCAGUCUCGCGAAGUUCGUUGCACGUCGGUCGUUCGAUCAGAAUGUCGGCGUCGGUAGCGUUCCCGGCGUCGCGACAGUGAGAAGAACACGUACGCGACAGUGAACCGAGUGUCGUCGAGAAAACAGCUCCAGGGUGAGCCGUGUCCAACAUCGAGAGAUUUAGAGACCACCGAGGAAAAUGGCGGACCUCGAGGCGGUGCUGGCCGACGUCAGCUACUUGAUGGCUAUGGAGAAGAGCAAGAGCACACCGGCUGCUCGUGCGAGCAAAAAGAUCAUCUUGCCCGAUCCUAGUGUGAGAAGCGUAAUGCACAAAUACCUGGAAAAGAAGAGGGAAGUUAACUUCGAUAAGAUAUUCAAUCAAAUGUUUGGUUACCUCUUAUUCAAAGACUACUGCGAGAAUGUGGCGGAGGAGCCGAUUCCGCAACUUAGCUUUUACGAAGAGAUCAAGGUGUACGAGAAGCUGGAAUGCCCGGAAGAAAGGAGGAUACUUGCCAAAGAGAUCUACGAUAAUUUCAUCAUGAAGGAGCUGCUGGCACACUCCCAUGAAUACUCCGCGGAAGCGGUGUCCCACGUUCACAAAUACCUUAUGAAAAACGAGGUUCCUGUUAAUUUAUUCGAGCCGUACAUAGAAGAGAUUUUUAAUCACUUAAGGGGAGAGCCGUUCAAACAGUUUCUAGAGAGCGAGAAGUAUACUCGUUUCUGUCAGUGGAAAAAUCUAGAACUGAACAUGCAGUUAACAAUGAACGACUUCAGUGUGCAUCGAAUAAUAGGAAGAGGCGGUUUCGGGGAGGUUUACGGGUGCCGGAAGGCGGACACAGGGAAAAUGUACGCGAUGAAGUGCCUCGACAAGAAGCGAAUAAAAAUGAAGCAAGGCGAAACUUUAGCGCUCAACGAAAGGAUAAUGCUUUCGGCAGUCAGUACCGGAGUGGAUUGUCCAUUUAUAGUGUGCAUGACAUACGCCUUCCAAACGCCGGACAAGCUCUGUUUCAUCCUGGAUUUGAUGAACGGCGGCGAUCUUCAUUAUCACCUUAGCCAACAUGGGGUGUUUAACGAACGGGAGAUGAAGUUCUACGCGGCGGAAGUGAUAUUGGGAUUAGAGCACAUGCAUCGUAGGUACAUCGUUUACAGGGACUUGAAGCCGGCGAACAUUCUCUUGGACGAACACGGUCACGUCAGAAUAUCGGAUCUGGGGCUAGCUUGCGAUUUUUCCAAAAAGAAACCGCACGCCAGUGUAGGAACACACGGAUAUAUGGCGCCGGAAGUCCUCUCGAAGGGGGUAACCUACGAUUCCAGUGCCGAUUGGUUUUCGCUUGGCUGUGUGUUGCAUAAAUUGUUAAAGGGACACAGUCCAUUCAGGCAACAUAAAAUGAAAGACAAACACGAGAUAGAUCAAAUGACACUAACCAAGAACGUCGAGCUGCCGGAAACGUUCUCGCGAGAUUUGCGCUCGUUGCUGGAAGGUCUGCUACAACGAGACGUAAAUAACAGACUCGGCUGCCUUGGCGAAGGUGCGGACGAGUUAAAAGAACACGCGUUUUUCAGUGGUAUCGAUUGGCAACAAGUUUAUCUCCAGAAAUACACGCCGCCACUUAUACCACCGCGCGGCGAGGUAAACGCCGCAGACGCCUUUGAUAUCGGCUCCUUUGACGAGGAGGACACCAAGGGUAUCAAACUUACGGACGCGGAUCAAGAGCUGUACAAAAAUUUCCCUCUAACCAUCUCAGAGAGAUGGCAGGCUGAAGUAGCCGAGACUGUAUUCGAGACAAUCAAUAACGAAGCGGACAAGUUGGAAAAUAAGAAGAAAGCUAAGCAGAAGCAACGGUUCGACACGGAUGAGAAAGGAUCUGAUUGCAUUUUACAUGGUUAUAUUAAGAAAUUAGGCGGCCCUUUCGCGAGUGCGUGGCAAACACGUUAUGCAAAACUUUAUCCUAAUAGAUUAGAAUUGUACCCUGAGUCGACGACGAAGCCUGAACUGGUUUUUCUUGAUCAGGUGGAGGAAGUUAGUGCGGAUCUUCAGCACGUGAAAGGAGAACAAUGUAUCGUCGUCCGUAUGAGAGACGCAAAAAUAGUACUUACGAAUCCCGAUGAAAUCAGUUUGAAAGAAUGGGCAUUGUCACUGAGAUCCGCGCACAAAUGCUCGAUGGAGAUGCUGGGUAGCAUGGCAAAGAAAGCUGGUAAGAUUUACGGGACUGAACGAGACGCGGUGAUUCCGGCAAUGCAGCGUUCGACGAACGGCAACUAG